CAUGAAGUGGACAUUUGAGGGGCUCUCUCAUAUCUAUUCACGACCGCCGUGGGGAAGUUUGAUGUCCAGGAUGGGCAAACUCAAGUCCGAGGGUAACCUUGCCAAUCCGGCUUCCCUUCGGCUUUAGGACUCCUCAAUUCUCCGCUUCCGAUGCACACCCUCUUUCUCUUGCAAAGGGUGUGCAUUUGUUGAUAUUAGCAAAGCGUCAAUGGUUUGGAGAUUCUUAAUAUCCUCUAGGUCAAGACUUCACCAGAUUCUCGAUACCCCCUUGGACACCGACCGAGUCCGCUUUGAUCCACUCCCAUAUCUCGACCUCUACUACUCUCACACACCACGCACUGCAUGGAGCGAAUCGAUACGCACUCUCACGUUGUGCCUGAGGUGUGGCGCAAGUUUUGUUGCCAGUAUGGGUUCGACAGGCCGGACGGUAUGCCUGCCAUCCCUGCUUGGACACCAGAGGCGCACAUUGACCUUAUGGACAAAUUGGGCAUCUCCAAAUCCAUACUCAGCAUUACAUCUCCUGGGACACAUCUGAGGCCACAUGACGACGAAUUAGGUCGAACUAUCACUCGGGAAUCGAAUGAUGAAAUAGCCCGGAUCUGUCGAUUACAUCCCAACAAGUUCGCUUUUUUCGCAUCCUUACCACUCCCAGAUGUCACCGGCUCCGUUGAGGAAAUUGAUCGUGCUCUAGAUAGCUUGGGGGCGGUGGGAUUUGCUCUUAUGACCAAUGCACACGGAUACUAUUUGGGCGAUGCCCAUCUUGAGAAGGUCUUUGCGAAGCUGAAUGAGAGGAAAGCAACGGUAUUCAUGCAUCCGACCUCAUGCCACUCGCAGAAGCUACCGGAAGCCGAAAGACCACUCUCACAGUAUCCAGCACCGAUGCUCGAAUUCUUCUUCGACACUACACGAGCAGUUGUCAAUUUGAUUUUGUCUGGCACUGUGGCGCGUUACCCCAAUAUCACUUAUCUGGUCUCACAUUGUGGCGGCGCCCUGCCGCCCUUGGUUGAGAGAUUCUCGUCGUUUGCAACAAGAGUUUUAGGAGGCAAUGAGGCUAUAGAUUCAUCGCAGGUGAAGGAACUGUUCAAGUCGAGGUUCUAUUUCGACUUGGCUGGGUUUCCGUUUCCGGACCAGAUCCACGGGCUCCUGCGCACGGCAGAUGCUUCCAGGUUGCUGUAUGGCAGUGAUUAUCCCUACACACCAGCUUCAGCGUUGACAGGAAUGUCGACGCGAAUGGACGAGGAGCUGAACAAUUUGUUCGAUGAGAGGGUGGUCCGUGAGAUCUACUCGGGCAACGCAAAAAGACUCCUGAAAAUCUAA
This is a messenger RNA of Cladophialophora immunda, 1317 nucleotides long. RefSeq lists its product as uncharacterized. Lineage: Eukaryota; Fungi; Ascomycota; Eurotiomycetes; Chaetothyriales; Herpotrichiellaceae. Gene Ontology annotation, biological process: secondary metabolic process. The transcript is spliced from 2 exons. Gene Ontology annotation, cellular component: cytoplasm; cytosol. Gene Ontology annotation, molecular function: hydrolase activity; carboxy-lyase activity. The record is from RefSeq and is a predicted model, not a curated record. Bases 343 to 1317 code for a protein of 324 amino acids.